AUGGUUUUCAAGGCAAUGGGGAACUUUACCCUUCCAUCACAGGAGCAAACACAAAACGGGUCACCCAUUUGGCACGCCCAGUGGGACCUCUCAGAAGCUAUGUUUCGACAGGAGGCCAUAGCACAAAGGAGCCAGGAUACUCUGAACAACAUGACAACCAUGAUGCAAUGGCAAGUCAACAGGCAGUUCAGGAAGGACCGUGAGGCUGCUAUGGCUAGGAUUCCAAACCCAGAUGUUGUAGUCUAG
This is a messenger RNA of Prunus armeniaca (apricot), 246 nucleotides long. Lineage: Eukaryota; Viridiplantae; Streptophyta; Magnoliopsida; Rosales; Rosaceae. The record is from the annotation of a GenBank genome assembly.